This is a messenger RNA of Miscanthus lutarioriparius, 537 nucleotides long. NCBI's taxonomy places the organism in Eukaryota, Viridiplantae, Streptophyta, Magnoliopsida, Poales, Poaceae. The record is from the annotation of a GenBank genome assembly.
AUGGGAACUUUUGGGUACCUUGCUCCAGAGUAUGCGUCAAGUGGCAAGUUGACUGAGAGAUCUGAUGUAUUCUCAUUUGGUGUUGUCCUCUUGGAGCUUAUUACUGGUAGAAAGCCUGUCGAUGCAUCGAAGCCAUUGGGUGAUGAGAGCCUUGUUGAGUGGGCUAGGCCAUUGCUCACACAAGCGCUUGAAACUGGCAAUGCUGGGGAGCUGGUGGACGCCCGACUUAAUAAGAAUUAUAAUGAAGUUGAAAUGUUCCGUAUGAUUGAAGCUGCUGCGGCUUGUAUUCGACAUUCAGCAUCCAGGAGACCGAGGAUGAGUCAGGUUGUGCGAGUGCUUGAUAGUCUCGCUGACGUUGAUCUAACUAACGGCGUUCAGCCAGGCAAGAGUGAGAUGUUCAAUGUUGCGAACACGGCCGAGAUCAGGCUGUUCCAGCAGAUGGCGUUUGGCAGCCAAGAUUUCACGACCGAUUUCAGCCAGUCCAGCUGGAACAGCCAGAGCAGAGGUCUUGAUGCCUCUGGUUCGAGGCCAUUGUAA